Anisakis simplex (herring worm) is the source of this 441-nucleotide messenger RNA. The record is from the annotation of a GenBank genome assembly. NCBI's taxonomy places the organism in Eukaryota, Metazoa, Nematoda, Chromadorea, Rhabditida, Anisakidae.
AUGGACGGCACCAAGCGAUCAUCAACAUUUGAACAGCUGGAAAAUAGCCGUUUGACGCAAAUCCGUGAUGCAUUCAGUGUGUUCGAUCGAGACGGAGAUGGUCGCAUAACGGUCGAUGAAUUGGGUGAAGUGAUGCUCUCUCUGGGCGAACAUCCGGCCGAGAAUGAACUGAAACGCAUGAUAUCGGAAUUUGACGAAGACGGCAAUGGUACCAUCGAAAUGGACGAGUUCAUUCGGUUGAUGGCUCGAAAGGCACGCGAUCGAGAGGCUAGUGAGCAUGAACUACGCAGGGUGUUUAGGGAAUUCGAUAAAGAUGGCGAUGGUUACAUCUCAGUUGACGAUCUCCAGUCGUUGAUGGCACAUCAUGGUCGUAGUAUCACCCAACAAGAAGCUGUUCAAAUGCUCAAUGAAGCCGACNUUUUUUUUUUUGCUGAAAUAUGA